AUGUUACUAUGUCACACACGGUGGUAGAACCAUGUGGACAGUGUCGCGUUGACUCCGUAGCUGAGUUGUUUAAGUGUUGUUAGUUCGGUUUAGUUUUCGCAAUGAACGUAAAGUUACUUUUCAUUUAGUAGUAACAAUACGUGUACACCUAUUGACCUACGUUACUCACUACAUUUCCGUGGAAAAUGGGUAAAUCAAAGACCAAGAACCAGAAGAAAUCCAGAGCAACAGCCAACCAUGUGGCCGAGGAGACCUAUCAAUCAGUCCCCCAUUCCUUCGUGUUUCACCGGGGUCAGAUUGGGAAAAACGUGACCCAGCUUAUCAUGGAUGUUCGUAGAGUCAUGGAGCCAUUCACAGCAGAGUCUUUGAAGGUCAGGAAAAAGAAUGUGUUGAAAGACUUUGUGGCAAUAGCAGGACCACUGGGAGUGACACACUUCAUGAUUUUCAGCAAAACAUCCAACAGUAUCAACAUGAGGCUUGCUCGACUUCCUAAAGGACCCACGCUUCAUUUCAGAGUCCUCAAGUACUCCCUUAUCAAAGAUGUGGUUUCAUCUCUGAAGAAACACAGGAUGCAUGACCAGCAAUUCACACAUCAUCCGCUUCUCAUCCUCAAUAAUUUUGGAUCUGAUGGCAUGCACAUCAAGCUAAUGGCCACCAUGUUUCAAAACAUGUUUCCUUCCAUAAAUGUGCACAAGGUAAAUCUAAACAACAUCAAGAGGUGUGUGCUUCUGAAUUACAACCCAACGUCUCAGGAAAUAGAGUUCCGUCACUUCAGUCUGAAGGUAGUCCCUGUGGGUAUGAGCCGUGGAGUCAAGAAGUUGAUGCAGGAGAGGUUCCCCAACAUGAGCAAGCUUGAGGAUAUCAGCGAGCUCUUGAUGAAGGGGACAAACCUUUCAGAAAGUGAAGCAGAACAAGACGGGGAUCACAACAUAACUGAACUGCCACAGGUGUAUUCUGGCCGUGGAAACAUGGCAUCUCAACAGAGUGCUGUUCGUCUGACUGAGAUUGGUCCUCGGAUGACUCUGCAGCUGACAAAGAUACAAGAAGGCAUGGGAGAGGGAAAUGUCCUUUAUCAUGCUAUUGCCUUGAAAACGGAAGAGGAAAUAAAGGAGAUCCUAGAAAGAAAGGAGGCACAGCUAAAAGAGAAGGAGGAUCGUCGAAAGCAACAAGAGCAGAAUGUGGCUCUGAAGAAAGAACAAAGAGAAAAGAACAAGAAAAAGAGUUUGGAGGGCAUCAAGAGGAAACAAGCUGAAGCUGAGGAGGACAGUGAAGUAGAGGACCCAGGGUUGGGGGCAGCUGCUGUCGAAUCCGACGACGAGGUGGAGUACUACAGACAAGCUGUAGGAGAGGAACCAGACGAAGAUAUGUUUCCUGGAGCAAAGAGAAAACGGAGCAGAGGAAAGCCUAACGGGCCCGUCAAGAAAAGGAAGCUGUCCCCUGGUAAAUCAUCAAGUAAAGACCGAGGUGGUAAAUCACCAAAGGGAGACAAAACAGGAAAACCUCAACAUAAAAAAGGAUGGAAGAAUUUUGGGAAUGGGGAGAAACAGUUUGGAAAGAAAGGCAAGCCUGGAGGCAAGACGUUCGGAGCCAAGAAACCCGGUGAUAAGGAAAAGAAAUUUGGUGGCAAAAAGACUUUUGGAGCAAACAGAUCAUUUGGAGGAAAGAAAACUAAAGACAAGCCAUUCAGAGCUACAGGUCAAAAAGGCAAACCAGGCUUGAAGAAAGGUGCAGGAGCAAAGCACAGCUUCAAACAGAGGAAGGGAAAAGCCUCAGCUGAAUGCAGGAUGGGGGAUCUCCAGGAAAGUGAGAAGUUCCAGAUUGACCUGCUGUGCUCAGUCUAUGGGUUUGAGUUCAUUGUUGCACUCACAGGAAAUGUCUUCGCGCUGUGGCUGCUUGUUGUCAGAGAAAGAAGGAACUGGCACACCGGCGUUGUCCUGUCCUGUAAUUUGGCCAUCAGUGACCUGCUGUAUGUCCUGACCCUGCCACUGCUCAUUGUCUACUACUCACUUCAGAAACACUGGGUGUUUGGUAAUGCAACGUGUAAAAUCGAGAGAUUUCUUUUCAACUGCAACCUGUAUGUGAGCAUCUUCUUUGUGAUGGCAAUAAGUGUGAACAGAUGUGUGGCUCUUGCCUGUCCAUUCUUUACCCGAACACACAUACAACCAGCCCACGCGAAGAUCAUCAGUGUCAUCAUCUGGAUCACGGUUGGAGUCAUUUCCUGCCCUGUGUUGAAAUUUGCCUCUAUUUGCCCAAGUGUGAAGAGUAACAAUACUGUGUGUGUUUCCAGUUGUGAUGGAAACAAUGAGGAGAGGUCUCACUUCAUCUACAGAAUGUUUCUUACUGUGUUUGGUUGUCUCAUUCCGUUCCUGGUUACUUUCACUUCUUAUUGUGUGGUAAUUUCGGUGGUGUGGAAAAGUGUGAGUAUAACCACACUGGAAAAGCGCAAGGUAGCUCUGUUAGUCAUGUCCGUCAUUGUGCUGUAUGCCAUUUCAUUUGUGCCUUACCAUGUCUUUCAGACAUAUCACUAUUAUCUCAAACUUCACAAACGCUUUAACAGUGUGGUGUACAAAUCAUACCAAGUGUCCAAAGGGCUGGCAACUUUGAACAUGUGUAUCCAUCCCCUCCUUUAUAUGGCAGUUUUUGACAGUAUAAGAGUGGCUUGUUGUGGGAAGAGCCCAGAGGACAACAGAAGAUAAAUGACAUGACAUCAAGUAUUCCAUGCAGCAAAAUCUAACCUGAUGUUUUCACACAGUAGUUCAGCUUGCUGUUAUUUCUGUUAUUGCCAUAUAGUGUUUUUCUUUGCUAUUAUACUAUUACUGUCUACAAUAAAGAUAUUUUUA
Messenger RNA from Sphaeramia orbicularis (orbiculate cardinalfish), 2840 nucleotides. It is a transcript of the gene ppan, whose product is annotated as peter pan homolog. Lineage: Eukaryota; Metazoa; Chordata; Actinopteri; Kurtiformes; Apogonidae. The record is from RefSeq and is a predicted model, not a curated record. Gene Ontology annotation, biological process: ribosomal large subunit assembly; rRNA processing; G protein-coupled receptor signaling pathway. Gene Ontology annotation, cellular component: membrane; preribosome, large subunit precursor. Gene Ontology annotation, molecular function: G protein-coupled receptor activity; rRNA binding. The coding region runs from base 186 to 2696 and encodes 836 amino acids. The transcript has 13 exons.